AUGGCUUCUCCGUCUUCUUCCUCAAGCACUGACUCCAGUACCGGCAGUGUCACGGUCUCCCAAAAUGAAUUUAACCACUUUCACAACAUCGACCGCAUCCUCUUCACGCGUCUCCUGGCGUCUCUCGGUCGCGAACCCAACGAGGCCAUGCAGGUCAUGGCGUACCUCAUCUGGCUCGAGAACAUGACCAAGGAUUUCAGGCUCGUAUCCAACCUCCUCCAUGCUUCCGAUGCUUUACUCAACGACCUUGUAAACGAGGUCGUCUUCGCCCUCAUUUGCAUCGAGAGCAACCAGCUCCCUCGCGAUGCCAACGCCGUUAACGACCUGCGUUUAACCGAAGGCGUCACCCGGAGAAGCGUCACCGUCCGCUACUUGCUAGAAAACCGCGCGUGCAUAAUCGGUGCCAUCACCAAAAUAAUCAACGACGUCUGCAUCAGAGCCUUCACGGACAUAGUGCAACGAGUGAAGGUGAGAAGGCUAUGA
This is a messenger RNA of Prosopis cineraria, 483 nucleotides long. RefSeq lists its product as uncharacterized. The coding region runs from base 1 to 483 and encodes 160 amino acids. The transcript has a single exon. The record is from RefSeq and is a predicted model, not a curated record. NCBI's taxonomy places the organism in Eukaryota, Viridiplantae, Streptophyta, Magnoliopsida, Fabales, Fabaceae.